CUUCCGGGGCAGGCGUAUGACAGUUCCAUGGCCGCCGAAUACUUGUCUGAGCAUCUAAAUGCUCUUGACCCCAAUCAGAUUAAGCUGAUACUUUGGACAUAUCACCACAGCAACCACUUUUCCGUCUACUGCAUCAACCGAGUCAACACCCGGAUUGAUAUUCUAGACUCUAUUGACUGGAGCAAAAAUGGUGGCUCGUUUGAAGAAAGAAAUAACCCCUGGGGUUACAGAUCGAUUAAACGCCUGAGUGAUGCUUUUCAAACAGUGACCAAUAAACAGUUCGAAGAUUUCUCUGAAUGGCCAAUUUGGAGCAAGGAAGUGCCCCGACAACGUACAGGAGGCAACUCAUGUGCAUCGUUCGCAAUUAGGUUUUUGCGCCACUACGACGGCGAAGACAGUCAGCUUCGUUGCAGCAUUGAACCGUCAAAGGAGAAUCAUUACAGGGCCGAAGAUCUCUCGUACAUCCUCUUCCAUGAUUUGAACGAGGUCAGGCCUUUGCCUGAUCCUCUGGAGAAUUUCAGGCCCACGAUCACGCAGCAGUGAAAAAAAUUUUUUGAAGCUCUGGUUGUGCAUCCUCGUCCUUCAAACUAAGCUCCACACCUCUGUAUACAAACUUGUUUUGUCAGCUGCCACAGUGCCACUUGCAAUUUAGCCUGAUGUUACAUGAUGCUUAUCAGUUCAUAUUAUGGUUUUUUUGUCAAUUUG
Molecule: messenger RNA, 705 nt
Organism: Brachypodium distachyon (stiff brome)
Lineage: Eukaryota; Viridiplantae; Streptophyta; Magnoliopsida; Poales; Poaceae
Exons: 3
Coding region: 28-543 (171 amino acids)
Source: RefSeq, a predicted model, not a curated record